GCAGGAAAGGAACGCCUGGCCAUUUGGAGAGUGCUGGUCGGUGAUACAAUGGCCAGUAUAAAUGUCAGCAGGACUGCCUAAGGGCAGCCAGGGAAGGACGCAGACAACUGCAGGAUAAGGAGCCACCUUCCAAGAUGGAGAAGUUCAAGGCUGCGAUGCUGUUGGGGAGUGUCGGCGAUGCUCUUGGCUAUGGAAAUGUCUGCAGGGAGAACAGUGCUCUGGGCUCAAUCCAGGAGGAGCUGCAAAAGACUGGGGGACUGGACCACCUUGUGCUCUCACCUGGAAAGUGGCCAGUGAGUGACAACAGCAUCAUGCACAUGGCAACCGCUGAGGCCCUCACCACAGACUAUUGGUGCCUAGAUGACCUGUAUCGGGAGAUGGUAAAGUGCUACGUGGAGACUGUGGAGAAGCUUCGGGAACAUCGACCGGACCCUUCCACUAUUGAGGGCUGCUCGCAGCUGAAGCCAGAUAACUACCUCCUGGCCUGGCAUACACCCUUCAGUGAAAAGGGUUCGGGAUUCGGAGCUGCCACUAAAGCAAUGUGCAUUGGCAUGCGGUACUGGAAGCCAGAGCGGCUGGAGACCCUCAUCGAAGUCAGCAUUGAGUGUGGCAGAAUGACCCACAACCAUCCCACAGGUUUCCUCGGGUCUCUGUGCACUGCCCUGUUUGCCUCUUAUGCAAUACAAGGAAAGCCACUUGUGCAGUGGGGGAGAGAUAUGCUGAGAGUGGUUCCGCUGGCUGAGGAGUACUGUAGGAAGACCAUCCGGCACAUGGCAGAGUAUCAGGAGCACUGGUUUUACUUCGAAGCUAAAUGGCAGUUUUACUUGGAGGAAAGAAAAAUCAGUGAAGACACAGAAAAUAAAGCCACCUUUCCUGACAACUAUGAUGCAGAGGAGAGAGACAAGACCUAUAAAAAGUGGAGCUCAGAAGGCCGAGGGGGACGACGAGGCCAUGAUGCCCCCAUGAUUGCCUAUGAUGCCCUCCUCGCUUCAGGGAGCAACUGGACUGAACUGUGCCAGCGGGCCAUGUUUCAUGGAGGUGAAAGUGGAGCCACAGGGAUGAUUGCCGGCUGCCUGUUCGGGUUGCUGCAUGGCCUGGCCCCUGUUCCACAAGGCUUGUACCAGGAGCUGGAGUACAAAGGCAGACUAGAGGAUUUGGGCACAGCCCUGCACCGCCUGUCCACAGAGGAGAAGUAAAGUGUUUCUGCCAUUUCUCCUCCCAGGGGACCCAUAGUGUCCACACUCCAUAGCCUCCCCUAGGUGAGGUUGUACAUAUGCAGUUUCUACACAAAGAAUCCAUGUCCCAUGGGCCAUAAUUAAAUUUUAAAUUUCCCCUCCAAUUUCAGAAUUCUGUUUGCUAUAUAAAAUACAUUGUCCUAUGAGAA
Messenger RNA from Nannospalax galili (Upper Galilee mountains blind mole rat), 1384 nucleotides. It is a transcript of the gene Adprhl1, whose product is annotated as ADP-ribosylhydrolase like 1. Bases 135 to 1196 code for a protein of 353 amino acids. Gene Ontology annotation, molecular function: magnesium ion binding; ADP-ribosylarginine-[protein] hydrolase activity. The transcript is spliced from 7 exons. The record is from RefSeq and is a predicted model, not a curated record. Gene Ontology annotation, biological process: protein de-ADP-ribosylation. NCBI's taxonomy places the organism in Eukaryota, Metazoa, Chordata, Mammalia, Rodentia, Spalacidae.